Messenger RNA from Closterium sp. Naga37s-1, 1651 nucleotides. Lineage: Eukaryota; Viridiplantae; Streptophyta; Zygnematophyceae; Desmidiales; Closteriaceae. The record is from the annotation of a GenBank genome assembly.
AGUCCUCAUGGGCAAUAACGGCCGUGACAGCAGUGGAGAUGGCGUACGCGAUAGUAGCUCCCGUGUUUCCCUCUCCUGUUUCGUCCUCCCACCGUCCCCCGCCCCCUCUCCUCCCACUCCCUUCUCCCUCCCACCCUCAGAGUCCUCAUGGGCAAUAACGGCCGUGACAGCAGUGGAAAUGGCGUACGCGAUAGUAGCCCCCGCGUAUCCCAAUCUUCCGCCCGCAGCGCGCGUGUCGCUACAGCAGGUGCUGGAAUGCGAGCCCAGCAACAGCAGCUGCAGCGGCGGCGGGUGGCCCACGUCAGCGUUGGACUACAUGGUGGACGCCACCCAGGCCAAUGGGGGCCUCGCGACGGAGGCUGCUUACCCUUAUACGCAGAAGCAGGGCGGGUGGCCCACGUCAGCACUGGACUACAUGGUGGACGCCACUCAGGCGAACGGGGGCCUGGUUACAGAGGCUGCUUAUCCUUACACGCAGAAGCAGGGCGCUUGCAAUGCGACCAGGGGCACGUGCAACGCCAGCAGGGUGAGCAGGGAGUGGCUGGGUUUGUGCUCGCAACCUGACCGUGCAGCAGGUGAAGCAUCUUCUGCGCAAGUGGCCUCACUCACACUUCAGUUCUCCCCUGCCUCCCCCCCACCUGCCUCCCCCCCACCUGCCUCUGCUGUGCGCUGCAGUGGCAAGGAGCUACUUCCAAGGAGCUGCUGCACAAGAGCGUGGCCAAGGCCAUUGGUUGGGGUGAUCGGGUACGAGCCAUGUGCUGACCUCACACACUUUCCCCUCCCUCCUCUCUCCUUUCCCUCCCUCCUCCCUUCUUUCCCCUCCCUCCUCUCCCCUUUCCCUCCCUCCUCGCACACCCCUCAGUCCAAGGAGCUGCUGCGUAAGACCGCGCCCAAGGCCAUUGGGGUGAUAGGGUACGACCAGGUGGACUUCUUUGGCUGGCUCGGACUCACGCUCGCCGUGCAGACCCAGCCCACCAUCGCUUUUGUGAGAGGCAGCCAUCCCACCUUCCUGUCUUACCGCAAGGGCACGUACAGCGACCGGGCGUGUGCGGGGGGGGUGGUGGAUCACAGCGUGGUGGUGGUGGGGUAUGAACUCGAUAACUACGACACUCUGCCCUACUGGAUCAUCCGCAACUCGUGGGGCGACAAAUGGGGCGAGAAGGGCUACAUGCGCAUGGCCAUGGUGGGCGGCAUAGGGAUAUGUGGCAUUCAUUCGGUGCCGGCCAUCUACCCCGUUAUCAAGACCCCCUCGCCCUGCAACGAUCAGAUCAACCCGUGCGGGUGGGGAGACUGCGAGGCCAACACGGCCGACCCCUCUGGCCCACCCUACGUGUGCUCCUGUGCGGAUGGCUUCGUACCUGCCACCAACAGCGACGGCACCCCCACCUGCGCUCUAGAUGACGUGUGCUCGUGGUUUGAGGGCGGAAAUCCCUGUGGAGUGGGCUCGUGUCUGAGCGACAACGAGGGCGGCUACCUCUGUCUCUGCCCGCCCGGCUUCAAGAGAGGCCUUCGUGCGGGCGGCACUGAGCUUUGCGUGCCCACCGCCGAGCGCCCGUCCACCGUCUCGUACCCAAUGGACGUGGACUGCGAGCUGGUGUAUCAGAUCUACGGGCUGGAGGAGGAGCAGUUCCUUGUUCAGAACCCCGACCUG